This is a messenger RNA of Phascolarctos cinereus (koala), 3087 nucleotides long. Lineage: Eukaryota; Metazoa; Chordata; Mammalia; Diprotodontia; Phascolarctidae. The record is from RefSeq and is a predicted model, not a curated record.
UGGGGCAUCCUGGACGAGCGUCGGUGUCCGGCCCUCGCGCCGUGAGUGACCCUGUCGCGCGCGUGCAGGAGGGAGGAGGAGGAAGAGAAGGAAGCAGCAGCGGCAGAACGCGGAGCCGGGCGCUGAAGGAGCCGAAAGAUGGCCAGCGACGCGCUUCAGGUACAGAGUGAGCCUGGGAGCUGGUCAGUGCUGGAGCAACUAGGCCUGGCAGGAGCAGACCUGGCAGCCCCAGGGGUACAGCAGCGACUGGAGUUGGAGGUGGAAAGGUUGCGACGGGAGAUCCGAAAGGAGCUGAAGCUGAAGGAGGGGGCAGAAAACCUGCGGCGGGCAACCACUGACCUCGGCCGAAGCCUGGGGCCAGUGGAACUGCUGCUGAGGGGCUCCACUCGCCGCCUGGACCUGCUGCACAGCCAGCUGCAGGAGCUCCAUGGCCUUGUGGUGCUGCAUGAGCCCAGCCAGGCCCAGCCCCCGCUUGGCCAGGCCCAGGAUGGCCCCCAGUCCCCCAACUGCUCGGCCACCAGUCUGAGUCUGGUGGCCGGCUUGGAGAAGCAGCUGACCAUUGAGCUCAAGGUCAAGCAAGGGGCAGAGAACAUGAUCCACACCUACAGCAAUGGCAGCACUAAGGACCGGAAGCUGCUGCUCACGGCCCAGCAGAUGCUGCAAGACAGCAAAACCAAGAUCGACAUCAUCCGCAUGCAGAUUCGAAGGGCCUUACAGGCGGGGCAGCUGGAGAACCAGGGCUCAGAGGAGUCACAGGGGGGCCCGGACCUGGGGGCAGUGGAGCUGCGCAUCGAGGAGUUAAGGCAUCACUUCCGAGUGGAGCACGCGGUGGCCGAGGGGGCUAAGAACGUAUUGCGCCUGCUCAGUGCUGCCAAGGCCCCCGACCGCAAGGCUAUCUCUGAGGCCCAGGCCAAGUUGACAGAGUCCACCCAGAAGCUUGCGCUGCUUCGGGCAGCCUUGGAACUACGCCUUGGGGAGCUGCCCGCAGAUCACCCCAAGGGGCGAUUGCUGCUGGAGGAACUGGCCAUGGCUUCAUCUUCCGCCUUCAGCGCCCGCCUGGGCCCUUUCCCUGCCACUCACUACAGCACGCUCUGCAAACCCUCGCCUCUCACAGGGACUCUGUCAGUACGUGUGCUGGGCUGCAGUGGACUUCCUGAGACAGUCCCUUGGAGUUCUCCACCUACUUCGGGGAACUCAGGCACUACCGAAAGUCGUACCCCCUUCCUGGGCCGCCCAGCCAGGGGCCUCUAUAGCAGAAGUGGGAGCCUCAGUGGCAGGGGCAGCAUCAAGACAGAGGAACCAACCAAUGAGGUCAGUGCUGUACUCAAGGUAGACAACACAGUGGUGGGCCAGACACCAUGGAAGCCAUGUGGCCAGAAUGCUUGGGACCAGAGCUUCACCCUGGAGCUGGAAAGGGCCAGAGAGCUUGAACUCUCUAUAUUCUGGAGGGACCACCGUGGCCUGUGUGCCCUUAAGUUCCUGAAGCUUGAGGAUUUUCUGGACAACCAGAGGCAUCAAGUGCAAUUGGAGUUGGAGCCUCAAGGCUGUCUUCUGGCAGAGGUCAUCUUCCACAACCCAGUGAUUGAGCGGAUCCCACGGCUCCAGAGGCAAAAAAAAGUGUUCUCCAAGCAGCAGGGGAAGGCUUUCCUUCGAGCCCGGCAAAUGAACAUUGACAUUGCCACAUGGGUGCGGCUCCUUAGACGGCUCCUUCCCAGUGCCAGUUCCACGGGCACUUUCAGCCCUGGAGCCACCACAGCUGAAGGCCGAACCUCAGGGGAUAUUUCCAUUGAGAAGCUGAACUUGGAUUCUGAUAGCUCCGCCCAGAAAAGUCCCCUCGAUCUACUCUCCAGCCCCUCCAGCCUUUCCAGCCCCUCCUCCCUGAGUCCCAGAAGCCAAGAUACUCCACAGCCCCUGGAAUCAAUGCCUGAAGACAAAGAGACUCCUGGACCCACCCCAUCCAGCCCCCUGAGGACAUCCCCACUGAGCCUGAACGACUUCAAAUUCCUGGCAGUCCUGGGCCGAGGCCACUUUGGGAAGGUGCUACUGUCCGAGUAUCUGCCCAGCGGGGAGCUCUUUGCCAUCAAAGCCCUAAAGAAGGGGGACAUAGUGGCCCGGGACGAGGUGGAGAGCCUGAUGUGUGAGAAGCGGAUUCUGGCUGCAGUGACAGGCGCCGGCCAUCCCUUCUUGGUCAACCUGUUUGGCUGCUUCCAGACCCCUGAACACGUGUGCUUUGUCAUGGAAUAUGCAGCAGGGGGGGACCUCAUGCUGCACAUCCACAGCGACGUCUUUACAGAACCUCGAGCUGUCUUCUAUUCAGCUUGCGUGGUGCUGGGGCUGCAAUUUCUGCAUGACCACAAGAUUGUCUACAGGGACCUGAAAUUGGACAACUUAUUGUUGGACACAGAAGGCUAUGUGAAGAUUGCUGACUUUGGGCUCUGCAAGGAGGGGAUGGGCUUCGGUGACCGCACCAGCACAUUCUGUGGGACCCCAGAGUUCUUGGCUCCUGAAGUGCUGACUGAUACAUCUUACACUCGGGCAGUGGACUGGUGGGGGCUGGGCGUAUUGCUCUAUGAGAUGCUGGUGGGGGAGUCCCCGUUCCCUGGAGAUGAUGAAGAGGAGGUGUUUGACAGCAUUGUCAAUGAUGAGGUCCGCUACCCCCGCUUCCUCUCCACAGAAGCCAUUGGCAUCAUGCGCAGGCUACUUCGGCGGAACCCAGAGAGACGUCUGGGCUCUGGUGAGCGGGAUGCUGAGGAUGUUAAGAAGCAGCCAUUCUUCCGGACCCUAGGCUGGGAGGCAUUACUGGCCCGCCAGCUGCCACCGCCUUUUGUUCCUGUGAUCAAGGGCCGAACGGACAUCAGUAACUUCGAUGAGGAGUUUACCGGAGAGGCCCCAGCUCUGACACCACCCCGGGAGGCUCGCCCCCUCUCAGCUGCUGAGCAAGAAGCAUUCAGGGACUUUGACUACGUCUCUAAAGGCUGCUAGUGCUGCCUCUCCCCAAAGGACAAUGAAUGGACUGAACCUUCCACCACCCCAUUCUCUGCAGUUUGUAGUUUUUAAAAGGCCUUUGGGGUUUGCCCCAUCAGAGUA